This is a messenger RNA of Sorex fumeus (smoky shrew), 2590 nucleotides long. It is a transcript of the gene TAT, whose product is annotated as tyrosine aminotransferase. Gene Ontology annotation, molecular function: pyridoxal phosphate binding; L-tyrosine:2-oxoglutarate transaminase activity. The record is from RefSeq and is a predicted model, not a curated record. Gene Ontology annotation, biological process: aromatic amino acid catabolic process; biosynthetic process. The coding region runs from base 107 to 1465 and encodes 452 amino acids. Lineage: Eukaryota; Metazoa; Chordata; Mammalia; Eulipotyphla; Soricidae. The transcript has 12 exons.
CCAUCAGCAGAGGCUAUUUCAGGAGCUGCAGGGGCCUGGGCUACUGUCACUGUCCCAGCCGAGCGGCACCCAGCGCAGCCUCUUCUCCUUUGCUCAAAGGCUCAGGAUGGACCCUUACAUGAUCCAGAUGAAUAGCAAGAACAAUGUCCCCUCUGUCCUGGACGGCAACACGGGUGGGAGAAGCUCCAUGCUGGGGAAAGCCAAGGGCAGGAAGGCCAGGUGGGCCGUGAAACCCUCAGAGAUGGCCAACAAGACUUUCAACCCCAUCCGGGCCAUCGUGGAUACCAUGAAGGUCAAGCCAAACCCAAACAAAACCACAAUCUCUCUGUCCAUCGGGGACCCCACUGUGUUUGGAAACCUGCCCACAGACCCUGAAGUCAUUCAAGCCAUGAAGGAUGCCCUGGACUCGGGCAAAUACAACGGCUAUGCCCCCUCCAUCGGGUACCUGUCCAGCCGGGAGGAGGUCGCGUCGUAUUACCACUGUCCUGAGGCGCCCCUGGAAGCCAAGGAUGUCAUUCUAACGAGCGGCUGCAGCCAGGCCAUUGAACUUUGUUUGACUGUGCUGGCCAACCCAGGCCAAAACAUCCUUGUUCCGAAACCCGGCUUCUCGCUCUACAGGACCUUGGCUGAAUCUAUGGGAAUUGAGAUCAAGCUCUAUAACUUAUUGCCCAACAAGUCUUGGGAGAUUGACCUGAAAGAACUGGAGUCUCUGAUUGAUGACGACACAGCGUGUCUUGUGAUCAAUAACCCAUCAAACCCUUGUGGCUCAGUGUUCAGUAAAAACCAUCUCCAGGACAUUCUGGAGGUGGCUGCCAGGCAGUGUGUCCCCAUCUUAGCUGAUGAGAUCUACGGAGACAUGGUGUUUUCGGGCCCCAAGUUCGAGCCGCUGGCCCGUCUUAGCAGCAACGUGCCCAUCCUGUCGUGCGGGGGGCUGGCCAAGCGCUGGCUGGUCCCCGGCUGGAGGCUCGGCUGGAUCCUCAUCCACGACCGAAGAGGCAUCUUUGGCAACGAGAUCCGGGACGGGCUGGUCAAGCUGAGCCAGCGCAUCCUGGGGCCCUGCACCAUCGUCCAGGGUGCCCUCAAGAGCAUCCUUCGCCGCACACCUGCUGACUUCUACAAGGACAUCCUUGGCUUCCUCAAGUCCAACGCUGACCUCUGCUACGGGGCAUUGGCUGCCAUCCCAGGCCUCCAACCCGUGCGCCCCUCUGGGGCCAUGUACCUGAUGGUCGGAAUUGAGAUGGAAAAUUUCCCUGAAUUCGCCAACGAUGUGCAGUUCACCGAGCGAUUACUGGCCGAGCAAUCUGUCCAUUGCCUCCCAGCCACGUGCUUCGAGUACCCCAACUUCUUUCGGGUGGUCAUCACAGUCCCUGAAGUGAUGAUGCUGGAGGCCUGUGACCGCAUCCGGCAGUUCUGCGAGCAGCACUACCAGGGUGCAGAGGGUGGUCAUGAGGACUGCGACAAGUAGCACCUUGUCCCCCGGAUGUGUCCCCUGCAGGCGGGGCGGGGAAGGGGCCGCUUCUCAGGGAACCAGGCACCCAGAUAGGACAGGGUCCCCUCAAACACUGUGCCAAAGGCUCGGAAUUACUCCUGCAUCCCCCUCACCCCCAGCCACACUCACAGCCACGCUCUGAACCCGCUUCUCCUCCGCCCACUGCUGGAAGGCCUGGCACCCGUCCUCGGUGACCCCCCUCCCCCCACCCACCUCGAGGUCAGAGUUUACUGGAAAGGAGUGAAGUUUACCAGAGCGUUCAUAGCCCAAGGCCUCAGCAACGCCCAAAGGGCUGAGUGCAGCUGGAAGUCUGGGUGCGAUCUCCAGCGCUUCGUGGUCCUCUGGGCAAGGCUGGGACUGACUCCUGAGCACAGAGCUGGGAGUAGCCUGUGAUGAGAACCACUGGGUGUGUCCCCCAAACCAAUCCCUUCCCCCUAAGACGAGAAAAGGACAGGAAACCCUUCAGGACAACAGACACAAAAGAUUGACAGAAGUUGGGUCUGCCUAAACAGUCACUGGUCAUCAACAUCUGCUCAGCCAAGAACACGCGUCUGUGGCCAACUCCAGAGUCCCAGCUGAGGUCUGGCCUCUCCACAGCGAGCUCCCCUCGUUCCACAAAGCCCCCUUUCAGCUUCCCCCCGCUUUAAGCAACAGUGACAUAAAAGAAGUUAGGGACACAUAGAUUGGCCCGCGUAUAUGCUUACCAAACUCUUCAGGAAGUUUGAGAGGUCCCUUAGAAGAAUAUUUUUAUGGAUUGUCCUUGUACACAAUUACUUGGUGAUGCAAAUAAAUAUGCUUGAAUUGACCAACUUUCUACAUUUAGAUAUGCGUGUAUUAGGUUUUCUUAAUAUUAGGGGGUGUCAGCAGACUCCCCUCCGAGCUAAACCGCUGUGAGGACCAAACGUGUCUUCCCUUGUCAUUGUUCUAAGAAUCAUUGUUGCUUUGGCUGUGAUGUUGAUGUUGAUUUAUUGAUAUAUAUUAUAUUAGCUUUUCAUAUGUUUUCUAAGAAACAUUUAUAUUGAGAAGAUCCUUUAUUUUGCCAAAGGCAUAAAUUAUUGUUUUUUCUUUUUUAAAAAAUAAAGUAUACUAAGUUUGUGCCUC